UGUAUUUCGAUAUAAGGGAAUUCCCUCACAGCAAGGCAGUGCGACGUGCAGACAGCCAUUUUCUUGUGUUUUGACGUUUUGACAGGACUUCAGCCAACAUCAUAAACAAAAUAUCAAGUGUACAGGAGAAUGAGGUGGAAAACCUUCUAUCUAGGACUGCUUUGUGUGUUUGUGCUGUCUGGUCUGUGUUAUGCAGCUGAUGAAGAAGGUGAAGUGAAAGUAGAGGAUGACAUUGGCAAGAGUCGUGAUGCUUCCAGAACUGAUGACGAAACCGUCCAGAGAGAGGAGGAAGCCAUUAAGUUGGAUGGACUGAAUGUUGCUCAAAUGAAGGAACUCCGGGAUAAGGCGGAGAAACAUGCAUUCCAGGCGGAGGUCAACCGCAUGAUGAAGCUCAUUAUCAACUCCCUGUACAAGAACAAAGAGAUUUUCCUGAGAGAGUUGAUUUCCAAUGCCUCUGAUGCCCUGGAUAAGAUUCGCUUCUUGUCACUGACAGACAAAUCAGCACUAGCCGCAACGGAGGAACUGAGUAUCAAAAUCAAGGCUGACAAAGAGAAUCAUGUCCUACACGUCACAGACACAGGAAUCGGUAUGACCCACAAUGAUCUGGUUAACAACCUGGGUACCAUUGCCAGAUCCGGUACCAGCGAGUUCCUGACCAAACUCGGAGAGGCGGAGUCACAGACGGAGAUGUCCGAUCUUAUUGGACAAUUUGGUGUCGGGUUCUACUCUUCUUUCCUUGUUGCUGAUCGCGUCAUUGUAACAUCUAAAAACAACGACGAUGAGCAGUAUGUCUGGGAGUCGGACUCUGAAAGCUUCGCUGUUGCUAAGGAUCCCCGCGGUAACACUUUGGGCAGAGGAACAACAAUCAGUCUUCAUCUGAAGGAAGAAGCACAUGACUUCUUGGAAGAGAACACACUGAAGGAGCUUGUCAAGAAAUAUUCCCAGUUUAUUAACUUCCCCAUCUACAUCUGGGCCAGCAAGACUGAGGAAGUUGAGGAGCCUAUUGAGGAGGAGGAGGAAACCAAGGAGGAGGCAGCUAAGGAUGAGGACAAGGAGGAGGAUGAGGAAGGAAAGGUAGAGGAGGAGAAGGAGGAGGACAAACCCAAGACAAAGAAAGUGACCAAGACUGUGUGGGACUGGGAGCUGAUGAACAGCGUCAAACCAAUCUGGACCAGAAAAUCUGAUGAUGUGACAGAUGAGGAGUACAAUGAGUUCUUUAAGUCCAUCAGUAAGGAGAGUGAGCCUCCCCUGGCCAGGACCCACUUCACAGCCGAAGGAGAGGUCACCUUCAAGUCCAUCCUGUACGUCCCUAAGUCCUCACCCCACGACAUGUUCUCCAACUAUGGCAAGAAAAUGGAAUCCAUCAAGAUGUAUGUCAGAAGAGUUUUCAUCACUGAUGACUUUGAGGAUAUGAUGCCUAAAUACCUCAGUUUUAUUAGGGGAGUUGUUGACUCUGAUGAUCUUCCACUGAACGUUUCCCGUGAGACCCUCCAACAACACAAACUCCUGAAAGUCAUCAAGAAGAAGCUGGUGAGGAAGACCCUGGACAUGAUCAAGAAGAUCGGCAAGGACGACUACGAGAAGUUCUGGAAGGAGUACAGCACAAACAUUAAGUUGGGAGUUAUUGAGGAUCAGUCCAACAGGACCAGACUGGCUAAACUGCUCAGAUUCUACUCCUCCAACUCAGAAACAGAACAGACCAGCCUGCCAGAAUACAUUGAGAGGAUGAAGGAGAAGCAGGAGGCCAUUUACUUCAUCGCUGGAACCAGCAGGAGUGAGGUUGAGAAAUCUCCAUUUGUGGAACGUUUGCUUAAGAAAGGCUAUGAGGUGCUUUACCUUGUUGAACCUGUUGACGAAUACUGCAUCCAAUCCCUCCCCGAGUUUGACAGCAAGAAAUUCCAGAAUGUUGCCAAAGAAGGCUUGAAGAUUGACGAUGACUCGGAAAAGACCAAGGAGCGCAAGGAAGCCAUGGAGAAGGAAUACGAACCACUGACCAAAUGGCUGCAGGAAUUGGACGCUCUUAAAGAGAAAAUCAGCAAGGCCACUGUAUCUGACCGCUUGACCACCUCUCCCUGCGCCCUGGUAGCCAGUACUUAUGGAUGGUCUGGAAACAUGGAAAGAAUCAUGAGAUCUCAGGCUUAUGCCAAACAACAGGACCCCUCACAACAAUUUUACUCAACUCAGAAGAAAACAUUAGAAAUAAAUCCCAGACAUCCUCUAAUCAAGGAAUUAAAAUCAAGGGUUGAGGCGAAUGCUGAAGACCAAAUUGCCAAAGACCUGGCUGUAGUUAUGUUUGAAACGGCCACUAUUAGAUCUGGAUAUGUCCUACAGGACACAGCUGGGUUUGCUGAAAGAGUUGAACACAUGUUGAGGGAGGCCAUGAACAUUCCACAAGAUGCCAAGAUUGAAGAAGAGCCAGAAGAAGAGGAGUCAGCUGAGGAAGAGAAGGCAGAAGAAGUUAGUGAUGAUGAUGAAGGUGCCAGUGAUGACGAUGAUGAUAAGUUUUCGUGUGGAUCAAAUUGCCAACCUCGUAGAAAGCUGCUCUGGUUUGGCGAGGACAAGAAUAAGGACAGUGAUGGUGAUGGUAUUCCCGAUCACCUAGACGAUGACGAUGACAACGAUGGAGUCCCUGAUAACAAAGACAAUGACGACGAUGGUGAUGGCAUAAGUGAUGAUAAAGAAUACUGCGAUAAGGACGGUUGUAAGAACUUGAAAGAUUCCGACGGAGAUGGAAUUCCAGAUCAUCUUGACAAUGACGAUGAUGGUGAUGGCAUUCCAGAUGACAAAGAAAAAGAUACCGAUGGGGAUGGAAUUCCUGAUUACUUAGAUGACGAUGAUGAUAAUGACGGAAUUCCUGAUGAUCAGGAUGAUGACGAUGAUGGUGAUGGUAUUCCGGACAAGAAAGAGGAUUCAGAUGGAGAUGGCAUUCCAGAUCAUUUGGAUAAAGAUGACGAUGGUGAUGGCAUUCCAGAUGACAAAGAGAAAGACACUGAUGGAGAUGGAAUUCCUGAUUAUUUGGAUGAUGACGAUGAUAAUGAUGGAAUUCCAGAUUCCGAAGAUGACGAUGAUGACGGAAAUGGAAUUCCCGACCACUUAGAAAUUGACAGCGAUUGGGAUGGAAUUCCUGAAUACUUGGAUGAUGAUGACGAUAAUGACGGAAUUCCUGAUCAUUUAGACAAGGAUGACGAUGGAGAUGGUGUCGCAGAUGAUAAAGAGAAAGAUACCGAUGGGGAUGGAAUUCCAGAUUAUCUUGAUGACGAUGACGACAACGACGGAAUUCCAGAUGUUGACGAUGAUGAUAGUGAUGGUGAUGGCAUACCUGAUAAGCUUGAGGUUGACACAGAUGGUGAUGGAAUUCCAGAUUAUCUUGAUGAUGAUGACGACGGAGAUGGGAUUCCUGAUGCUCAAGACAAUGACGAUGAUGGUGAUGGAAUUUCGGAUGACAAAGAGAAAGACACAGAUGGCGAUGGAAUACCAGAUUAUUUGGACGAUGAUGAUGAUGGAGAUGGAAUUCCAGAUAGUGAAGAUAAUGAUGAUGACGGUGAUGGAAUUCCCGACAACAAAGAGAAAGACAGAGACGGUGACGGAAUUCCUGACCAUUUAGAUGAUGACGAUGAUGGCGAUGGAAUUCCAGAUGAUAAAGAGAAAGACACUGAUGGGGACGGUAUUCCAGAUUAUCUUGACGAUGAUGAUGAUGGUGACGGAAUACCUGAUCAUCUUGAUAAGGAUGACGAUGGUGAUGGAAUCCCAGAUGAUAAAGAGGAUUCAGAUAAUGAUGGUAUUCCAGAUAAUCUUGAUAAUGACGACGAUGGAGAUGGGGUUCCAGACGAUAGAGAAAAAGAUACCGACGGAGAUGGAAUUCCAGAUUAUCUAGAUGACGACGACGACGGUGAUGGAAUUCCAGAUGAUAAAGAUAACGAUGACGAUGGUGAUGGAGUUGCCGACAAUAAGGAAGACUCAGAUGGUGAUGGUAUUCCAGAUCACCUCGAUAAUGAUGAUGAUGGUGACGGAAUUCCUGAUGACAAGGAAAAGGAUACUGAUGGGGAUGGGAUUCCAGAUUAUCUAGAUGAUGAUGAUGACGGUGAUGGAAUUCCUGACGAUAAGGAUAAGGAUGAUGAUGGUGAUGGAAUUUUAGAUGAUCAGGAAGAUUCGGAUGGUGAUGGAACCCCCGACCACUUGGACAAUGAUGAUGAUGGAGAUGGAAUUCCAAAUGAUAAAGAAAAAGACACAGACGGUGAUGGAAUACCAGAUUAUCUAGAUGAUGAUGACGAUAAUGACGGAAUUCCAGAUUCUGAAGAUGAAGAUGCAGAUGGUAAUGGUAUACCAGACUACAAAGAAAAAGAUACGGAUGGAGACGGCAUCCCUGAUUAUUUAGAUGAUGAUGACGACAAUGAUGGCAUUCCGGAUCAUCUUGAUAAUGAUGAUGACGGCGAUGGAGUCUCUGAUGACAAAGAAAAAGAUACAGAUGGUGAUGGAAUCCCAGAUUAUCUUGAUGACGAUGAUGACAAUGAUGGUAUUCCAGAUGAUAAAGAUAAUGAUGAUGAUGGUGACGGAAUUCCAGAUAAUCAAGAAGAUUCAGAUGGUGAUGGAAUACCCGACAGUCUUGAUAAAGAUGAUGAUGGAGAUGGCAUUCCUGACGAAAAAGAAAUUGACACUGAUGUUGAUGGAAUCCCUGAUUAUUUAGAUGACGAUGACGAUAAUGACGGGAUUCCUGACGAAUUAGACGAUGAUGAUGACGGUGAUGGUAUCCCUGAUGAUCAGGAAAAAGACACUGACGGAGAUGGUAUUCCAGAUUAUUUAGAUGAUGAUGACGAUGAUGAUGGAAUACCAGAUGCUCAAGAUAAAGAUGAUGAUGGCGAUGGUAUUCCAGAUGACAAAGAGAAAGACACUGACGGUGACGGCAUUCCUGAUUAUCUCGACGACGAUGACGAUGGUGAUGGUAUUCCAGAUGACCAGGAUAAAGAUGAUGACAGGGAUGGUAUUCCAGAUGAUAAAGAAAAAGACACGGAUGGAGAUGGUAUUCCUGAUUACUUAGAUAAAGAUGAUGAUGGCGAUGGUAUUCCUGAUGAUAAAGAAAAGGACACGGAUGGCGACGGUGUUCCAGAUUAUUUAGACAAAGAUGAUGAUGGGGAUGGAAUUCCGGAUAAUCAAGAAAAUGACGAUGAUGGAGAUGGUAUCCCCGAUGACAAGGAAAAGGACUCUGAUGGAGAUGGAAUUCCAGAUUAUUUAGAUGACGAUGAUGAUAAUGACGGAAUUCCAGAUCACCUAGAUAAGGAUGAUGACAAUGACGGGAUCCCGGAUGACAAAGAGUUGGACACAGACGGUGAUGGAAUCCCAGAUUAUCUGGACGAUGAUGAUGAUAAUGAUGGAAUUCCUGACAGUCAGGAUACUGAUGCCAAUGGAAAUGGUAUUCCAGAUUUUAUGGAAAAAGACACAGAUGGUGAUGGCAUUCCAGAUUAUCUAGACGAUGACGAUGACAACGAUGGUAUUCCAGACGAUGAGGAUGACGACGAUGAUGGUGAUGGUAUUCCUGAUGAUCAAGAGGAUGCCGACAAUGAUGGAAUUCCAGACCACUUGGACACAGAUAGUGAUGGUGAUGGGGUUAUAGACAAACUUCCAGAUCUAGAUGGUGACGGAAUUCCUGAUAAAUUUGAUAAAGAUGAUGAUGGCGAUGGAAUUCCAGACGUUCGAGAAGGCAAGAAAAUUAUUCCUUCGAAAAUUUCUAAAUCUAAUAAUCCAAAAUCUAAAACUAAAAAUGACGAUGAAGACGACGAUGAUGAUGAUGACGAAAACGAUAGUCAAAAAUCUUUAUUUUCUAGAAUUGUGACCUCUGUUAAAGAAAUGGUUUUUCCAAGUGGUGAUUCAUCGGAGGAUAAGUCUAAAAAUCUCAAGAAAAAUCCCAAUCCAGCAAGAAUCAAAAAUAAGGGAAAACAGUUAAAAGGACAUGAAGAAGAAAUUGAUCUCGUAGACUUGGUAACAAGUGCUUUUUCUAGUGAAGACGACAAGACCAACAAAAAAGGGAAGAAUAAACAGAGGAAACCUACAUGAAUAGUUUCAACAAGUUUGUUUACUUACAAUUCUCAUGAAAAUUAGAGAAAAGGGGUAUGUUCUUAUGAUAAUAAUAAGUUUCAACAUUGUUUUGUCUUUUACUAUUCUUAAUUAGCAUCAUAAUUUUAUCUAUAUUCAAAAACAAAGAAAAGUGAUAUCGAAAAAUAAUUACGAAAAGAGUUUAUGGAUUUUUUUUUCUAGUGUUGGUUUGUUUUCCAUUAUAAACUAUAUACCUAAUUUUCUUUUUUAAGUGUUUUGCAUUUUUUUAAAGACGUUUAAACAAAAACUUUUAAAAAAAAUAUAUAACAUUUGCACCUUCAUUAAACAUUCCCCUUAGGUUUCAACGAAUCUUUCAAACACUUUGUUUUAUUUCUAUUGCUGGGCUGAAUAUUUUACUUAUGAUUAUAUUAAAUGGUUUCACUCCUUAAUUGUUUUGUUGUCAACAUUUUUUUACUUUAAAGAAUCUUAUGGGCAUUAGUUUUAAAAUACUUAUAAAUUGUAUAAUAUAAAUAUAUUUCUAAAAAUGAUAUCUUUUGUAAGCAAUUUUUUUUUUCAAUCAAUAAUAUUAAGGAUGUGUAUGUGCAGGCAGGAUGAUUGAAAUUUAUAUGAUGGUAAGUUUAUUUUACAUGUUGUCCGUUUUUGUAAAGUGAGAGAAUUUAUUUCUUAUUAUUUUAAAUAUUUGUAUAUGUAUUAAUAAGAUUAUUUAUUUUUUAAAUCGUAUUAUACAAUCUGAAAAGUUAAAUUAAGUUGAAAUGAAAUUAGUUUUACACCACGUAUUUUCGCUAUUUGUAUACUUUAUUUUAAUUGUAUGGCAUUAAUGUGAAAAUAAUAGUAAUUCCAGUGUUUAUUUUCUCCAAAACACCUGAUGUAACAGCUGGCUCUGUUGACCACAAUAAAAACUUAUUUUCUCCUAUAUAAUAUAACGAAAGGUUUUUUUCAUUAAAAAUUUUUUGUACACAAAAACAAUACUAAUUGUUCUGACUACUGGUGUUAUUACAUACUGUAUAAGUGAAAAAAAAAAAACUCAUUGUACAUGUAUUGUAUUUGAAAGAUUUAUUUAUGUGUGUGUUAUAUAGUACACAAUUAAUACUGACUUUGCAAUAGAAUUGAAUUUUUAAGUGUUUGUUCGAAAAUUGUAAGUAUUUGGUGCCAUAACUAUUUUUCUUCCUAUUGUUAAUUGCAGGAAUAUCGCCCGGCUUUACUAUUCAGUUAAAAAGUAUGAACUACACUUUACAUGGCUAAAAAUAUUCCAAGAAACUCAAAUUUUGAAAUUUAGGUUUGAAUCAAUUCAUGAUCACUCUUGUAUUUUUUAUUCUUUUAAACAAAAAAUAUUUUAACUAAUUUAACAAAACAGGUCCACUUCAUUAUUAUUCAUUUUUUUUUAAUUUACGUGACUCAAUGUCUUUGUUGUCAGAAAAACAGAAAGUCAAUUGAAUUUUAUAUAAUUUGAUAUAUAUUUUUUAUGAAAAUGGAAAUCUUUCAACCUAAUUUUGAAAAGGACUUUAAAAAAUUUAAUGCCAAGCGACUUUCAAAUUCCACAAAACUUCAUCAAAACAUGUGUUGUGUGAAUGUGUGUACACUUAGAAUAUUUUGUUUGUAAGAUUCUGACCUCAUUAAUAAAAUACUCUGAAUCAUA
Messenger RNA from Saccostrea cuccullata (small rock oyster), 7684 nucleotides. Its product is annotated as serine-aspartate repeat-containing protein I-like. The record is from RefSeq and is a predicted model, not a curated record. The transcript has 17 exons. Gene Ontology annotation, biological process: protein folding. NCBI's taxonomy places the organism in Eukaryota, Metazoa, Mollusca, Bivalvia, Ostreida, Ostreidae. The coding region runs from base 130 to 6048 and encodes 1972 amino acids. Gene Ontology annotation, cellular component: endoplasmic reticulum; perinuclear region of cytoplasm. Gene Ontology annotation, molecular function: ATP binding; ATP-dependent protein folding chaperone; calcium ion binding.